UGGGAGCUGUAGUCCCGGAGCGGCAGGGGCUGACGGGAGCUGUAGUCCCGCAGCAUCGUGCCCGGCGCGGCGGGGGUGGAUGGCGCUGCGCGGCUCGCUGCGGGCCAGCCGGGCGCUGCUGCGCGCCCCGGGGCCGCCGGGCCGCGGGCUCUGCAGCCGGCCGCCGGCCUUCGGGUUCCUGUUCGAUGUGGACGGCGUGCUGGUGCGGGGCAGCCAGCCCGUGCCCGCCGCCCGCCGCGCCUUCCAGCGGCUGGCGGACGGCGGCGGGCGGCUGCGGGUGCCCGUCGUGUUCCUGACCAACGCCGGGAACUGCCUGCGCUCGGCCAAGGCCCGGGAGCUGUCGGGGGCGCUGGGGCUGCAGGUGUCCCCGGAGCAGGUGGUCCUGUCGCACAGCCCGCUGCAGCUCUUCAGCCAGUUCCACCAGAGGUGUAUGCUGGUGGCCGGGCAGGGGCCCCUGGAGGAGAACGCCCACGACCUGGGCUUCAAGCACGUGGUCACCAUAGAGGCCCUGAGGAAGGCAUAUCCCCUGUUAGACAUGGUGGACCUGAGCCGGAGGCCAAAAGAACUGCCUCCUCCGACCACUGGCUUCCCCACUAUAGAAGGGGUGAUUCUGUUUGGCGAGCCAGUGAGGUGGGAGACGAGCCUGCAGCUCAUUACUGAUGUGCUCCUGAGCAAUGGGAACCCCGGGGCAGCGCUGCAGGAUGUCCCAUACCCUCACCUGCCUGUCCUGGCCUGCAACAUGGACCUCCUGUGGAUGGCUGAAGCCAAGAUGCCCAGGUUUGGCCAUGGCACUUUCCUGCUCUGCCUGGAGAGCAUCUACAGGAAGGUGACGGGCAGGGAGCUGAAGUACGAGGCCCUGAUUGGCAAACCCAGCCCGGUCACCUACCGCUAUGCCCAGCACCUGCUCCAGCAGCAGGCAGAGAGGCAGGGCUGCAGGGCUCCCAUCCAGCGUCUCUAUGCAGUCGGGGAUAACCCGAUGUCUGACGUCUAUGGGGCAAACCUCUACAACAACUACCUCAAGUCAGCAGGGCACAGCCAGGCGCAGGCCGGGCUGGGGAGGAGCCCGCAGGCAGCCAGCCCCCAGGCUGAGGUUUCCCUGGAGCUGAGGAGUGAGUGCAGCAGUGCAGUGCAGAGCUGCGAGUCCAUCCUGGUGUGCACUGGCGUGUACCGCCCCGAGAACACACAGGCACAGGCAGGGGAGGCAGUGUUCCAUGGACAUCGGGACUUCUGCUUCGACCCCAGCCUGCUGGAGGCCUCCCACAUAGUGCAGGACGUGGAUGACGCCGUGCAGCUCGCUUUUGAAAAAGAAAACUGGAGCUAGGUGUGCCUGAAGAUCUGCUGUAAGGGGUUUUGUGUACUGGAAAGGGAAGAGGGAAAGAAUGGGGAGGGACCUGGGCUGAUUUUCUAAUCCAGCUAAUGUUAAAGAAAGCUCCCUGUUGCAGCACUGAAAGGCCCUUAAUUUUAUUGAUGCUCAUCUGCCAUCCUGACAGCUGCUGACAGACUCUCAGCUGCGACUGUGCAUUGCUGCUAGCCAUAAUUGAGCCAUAAUGGAAACAGGGUAUAAGGAGCAGGCUUGUCCCAGCAAUCCCAGUUUUGUUCAGCUCUCACAGCUCAUUCUUUUCCACACUUUCUGUGCAAAGAUCAGGGGAGCCCACCCUCCUCUUUGUGAGGUGUUUGAGGGCAAAGCUCUUCCCCACACAGGGAGCCACCAUCAGCCAUUUGUACAAUGUGCUGUUUGUCCAGGCUGGGCUGUGGUGGCACCGUGCCAAGGGAAGGCUUUGAGUCUUAACAUUCUCCUCGUGAAGAAUAAGUGCCUACUGACUUUACCAAAUUCUCUUUGCCUGGGGAUUUGCCACUGCAUCACUGUCAGCCUGAAACAGAGUUCUGUUUUGCAGUCAUCUGGCAGCUGUGAAGAGGCAGGGCUCCUCAAAGGAAGCUGCAGUAGCCAGAGCAACUUGCUGCAGGGCUGAGGUGAAAGUUAUAUUGUUCCCUCUCGCCUGUUUAGCAUUCUGUGAACACCCCUGCCUUUUCACAUCCCACUAGGGAGCCAGCAGCCUGCUCUCAGAAGCAGAGGAAACCAGCACAGAGUUUGAAUUGGCAGAGAUGUCUUUGCCCAGAACUCGGUGCUGCAGCAAGAGGCUCUUUUGACACCCACCUGCUCCAGCUGGCACAGCUUCCAAGAGGGGCCCUUCAUUGGAACAAGGGCAAAACAAAAGGAGUCAGAGUCUACCUUUGCUCCCUCCUUGAAUGCAAGGAUUCAAAGAGAUCAUCAAGCCAGGAUGGUAGCAGAGCCCCAGAUCCCCAGGCCUGAUUUUUUAGAAUACAAAUGUCUCUGUCUUCCAGUUCUUUUGUUCCUCUCAUCCCUCACGUGGUUUGCAGCUCAGGGAUACCCCAUCCAGUCUGACCUCUGGUCCCUCCCCUUUCUUUAACAUGCAGGUAAACAUAAAUUAGCAGCUGGGACUUGCCUGUCCAGGAACAUUUCCCUAACAACAUGCACCUUCUAUUGCUCUGUUCUAGCUCAGGCUAUCCAGAGAAAGAUAAGACUUGUGUCUCCAUAGACAUUCCAAAGAAGAUAAGCAAGGUUUGCAUGAGGAAUUAAUGUGAAAGAUCUGCCUUAGUGAGGAAUGUCCUAAUUCCAGAGGAGCACUGUGAUUUUAGAAGCUCAAAUCAGCCUGUGUAUAUGAUGAAAAGCCUUGGAGCCAACACAACUGAGUUUGGAGCCAACACAACUGAGUUUUUCUAAUUACUGAGUUUUCCUAAUUACAGUCAGCUCACACUACACUGAACUAUCAGAAACAGGUCUGCUCUGCCUCUUCUUUCCUCCUUCCAGCUUUACCCAGCUCCAUACUCCAAGAUGUUCUGCACAGAAGUUUGAGUUCUUAAUUCAAAUCUCAGCAUCCAUAUGCACUGAAAUUCUGCCCCAGCAGCUCUCCACCCUCUCAAUCCUGAUGUAUCUUCCUAGGAAGGUCACUGCAGCAUGGGCUCUGUUCUUAGGCUGUGCCAGGCUCUGUGUGUGAAGCAGACCAGGUGCUCUUUCAGUUACCCAGGCUAAAGAGUUCCUUCUCUGUUUCUAUAUCCUUUACUUCAUGAAUAGGAGCAGAAAAACACCUCCUUGCAUGUGUUUCCCUCCUGUGAAAUCCACAGUGGGAAGCAGUUUCUUCCACUCUUACCAGCACUUGGGGUUCUUCUCCUCUGUCUCAUCAGGACAAGAAUUGCUUGGCUGCUUCUAAAAGCACGGGAUGAUUCCUUGGAAUGGUCCUGACAGACCUCAGGGAGCAGGCUGCUGGCAGGAAAAGGGAGCCACACCCUCAGUGUGGUAGUGCUGACUGCAGAAAUGCUGAGGUCUGUCCAUCUGCAGCCAGCUCUGGCACAGCUCUGUCGUGUUGCUUGUCCAAAGUGUGGUGCCAGCUGCUCAGAGAGGAGCUGCUGCUGAGCCACUGUGCCCUGAGGGCUGUGGCACCCCUGCCAAGGGAGGAAAGAAGGGGUUUGCAUUGCAGAGAGGCAUCUCCAUCUUUGGAACAGCAGCAGAGGUGAGCUGAUGUGAAUCUGCUUCAGAUGCCAAAUCUGCUUUUAGCUCUGGAUUUGGUUUAUUUCCCACCAAUGUUCUGUGACUCUUAAAAAUGCGUAGGAGGAACUUCAGUGAUAAGGAAUUAUAAAAAAAUGCUUUGCUUGCGAGUUGAAAUUGAACAGAAGGGAGGAGAAGGAAUCUAGAAAUAUCUUGUACCCUUUCCCUAAUUCAUACCAAGUAAAGUUGCAUAAAAAAACCUCUGCUUAGUUGCUCUCUGCACUAAUUAGCCAGAUGGGCUGCCCUUGGUCUGAGCAAUGCAAAGACCUUUCCCCUCUUCCCCUUCUCAGCUCCUUGAAACUGCACUUUGUCCAAGCCCCUGCCUGGGAAUUGCAUGGACCCACUGGAUGGAGGAGGAAAAUCUGGCUUCUCCAGCUGCUCUUGGACACUAACUUGAUUCUGAAAGGUUUCUGUUAAUUAAAUUGCUUGGCAGGUCUCCUCUGUUCCAUGAGUUGUGCUAGAGUGCUGUGCAGGCUUGUAGCUUACCUCCAGUUCAUUUAUGGACAUCUGUUAUUGCCAGAAUUCAGUGAAAUCCUUUUUUCCUUGGAACUGCUGCUUCCUGGAAUUGGCUUCCAGUGUGGCUGGAACAAAGAACUCUUCCUGUGUCUCAUGUACUGCUCAGAAGUGGUGUGUGAAGCAGCAUUUCUGUCCUUUGGAGCAGCCACCCUUCUGUGCAGAUUAUGGGAUCAAGCAGGGGAGGGGCUUCACUGCUGAUCCAGUACCUUAAUAAUUCCUUGGUGCUCUGCCCUGUACAACAAACAGGGCAAAGACCUGAGCCUAACAACUCCAUCUUCCAAAGAUUAAUGGGUUUUAGUCAAGCCAGAAGGGAGCUUGAGACAGCAGGAGGGAACCAAGGGAUAGACCUUGCAUUGGAUCUGAAGCAAAGAGCUUUUGUGGCGUGCAAUAACGUGGUGGCCACAGAAGUCAAUUCCUUUAUUCCACAGGACACGUGCAGCCACUGACCUGGCAUUCAGGGCACCACAUAACACUGCUGUCCCCUCCCUUCCAGUCCUAAUCCUGCCAUGUCUCCCUCCAAUAAAUGAUAAUAUUUCAGAUUGUAUCGUGCACUGUAGAAGAGUGAUUAUAUAUCAUUCGGAGAAAUCACAAACUGUGAUUAUUUUAGAUUUCGUAUUAAUUUCAAUGCAGAGUUGCUACUUUGUUCAAGCAUAUAUGUAAAAUAAUAAAAUAAUGUUUUCUUUGAAAUGAA
Prinia subflava (tawny-flanked prinia) is the source of this 4772-nucleotide messenger RNA. It is a transcript of the gene HDHD5, whose product is annotated as haloacid dehalogenase like hydrolase domain containing 5. Gene Ontology annotation, biological process: glycerophospholipid biosynthetic process. The transcript has 8 exons. Gene Ontology annotation, cellular component: mitochondrion. Lineage: Eukaryota; Metazoa; Chordata; Aves; Passeriformes; Cisticolidae. Bases 80 to 1321 code for a protein of 413 amino acids. The record is from RefSeq and is a predicted model, not a curated record.